Messenger RNA from Colossoma macropomum (tambaqui), 2001 nucleotides. It is a transcript of the gene paplnb, whose product is annotated as papilin b, proteoglycan-like sulfated glycoprotein. Gene Ontology annotation, molecular function: serine-type endopeptidase inhibitor activity; metalloendopeptidase activity. The coding region runs from base 124 to 1767 and encodes 547 amino acids. The record is from RefSeq and is a predicted model, not a curated record. Lineage: Eukaryota; Metazoa; Chordata; Actinopteri; Characiformes; Serrasalmidae. Gene Ontology annotation, cellular component: extracellular matrix. Gene Ontology annotation, biological process: extracellular matrix organization. The transcript is spliced from 14 exons.
UGUGUGUGUGUGUGUGUGUGCGUGCAGGGAAGAGAGAUAUGCAGUCCAGGCGGGACAUAAACAUCAGUUCACUCUUGCAGUGACUGGAUUAACGUCUGACACAGAGCGAGACAGAAGGACAAGAUGAUUCUCCUGUCACUCCUGGGGGUCCUGUACCUGCUCACAGCUCCAGUGCUCUCUUUGAGACAGCCAAGUGAUGACCACUGGGGAGAAUAUGGACCAUAUGGAGAUUGCAGCCGCACCUGCGGCACUGGAGUGGCUGUGAGGACAAGGGUCUGCAACACCAUGAGGACAGAUGGUGGACACAACUGUGUUGGACCUUCCAAGUCCUACAAGCUCUGCAACACACAGGAAUGUCCAUCUGGAUCUCUGGAUUUCCGUGAGGAACAGUGCUCCCGGUUCGACAGAAUGGAUUUCCAGGGCAAACGCUACGCCUGGCAGCCUUAUUAUGGAGGCUCGAACCCAUGUGAGCUGGUGUGUGUACCCCGAGGAGAGAAUUUCUACUAUCGCCAUCGUCCUACUGUAGUGGACGGUACUCGAUGUUACGUGGGCCGCAGUGACAUCUGCGUUGAGGGUGUCUGCAGGGCGGUGAGUCAUGGUGAAAUUGUGGGCUUUGACCAUCCACCCUCUCCUUCUGUCAGUCACAUCCCGAGACCUGGAAUAACUCACACUACAGAGGCUUAUAGGUAUUCAUUUGGUGCUUAUUCAGAGUGCACGGCUCCGUGUGGUGGGGGCACGCAGACCCGCAGUGUAAACUGUGUGCUUGAUGGACAUGUGGUGGACGACUCGUACUGCGUUGCACAGGGCUUACAGAGGCCAGCUGCCCAUAGAGCCUGCAACCAGCACGCCUGCGCUGAGUACAGUGUCAGCAGCUUUAGCACGUGCUCAGUGACGUGUGGUGAGGGUCAGCAGGUGAGGGAGGUUUUCUGCGUUGGUAGCCGAGGACAGCGUCUCCCUGAGCACCACUGCAGUGGUCUCUCGCGCCCUGCGGAGGUCCGUACCUGUCAGAAACCUGCCUGCCACCAGGUGUUCCGCUACUAUGUCAACGAUUGGAGCCUGUGCACUCGGAGUUGUGGCACAGGGACCCGGGAGCGUAGAGUGGUGUGUAUGGAUCUGGAUCAGAACCAAUAUGGAGAUGAAAGAUGUUCCCCUCAGUCCAAACCUCACAGUGUAGAGAACUGCAACACACAGCCCUGCCCUGGAGCACAGGUGGUGCCCAGUGUUCAGGACCCCAGUGGUCAUGAGAGCUCUCUGAGAGGAUUUGUACCUUAUGUCCAUGGUGAACCGUCAGUCCAUCGGCCAUACAACCCAUACACGCCUAUGGUUGGUCCACACUGUGCUCAGUCAUACUACGGCUGCUGUCCUGAUGGCCACACUGCUGCUACAGGACCAAGAGGAGAGGGCUGUGCUCCAGAUGACUGUGUUAGAAGCAGGUUUGGCUGCUGUCUGGAUGGAGUAACUCCUGCUCAGGGCUAUGGACGAGCAGGGUGUCCAGACUACGUCCACAGGGACUCUGCCUCUGUUUCUGUUCCUGAUGUGUGCUCUAUGCCACGGUUGGUCGGCCCUUGCUAUGAGUGGACCUCUCGUUUUUACUUUGAUGCCUCCACCCAGACCUGCACACAGUUUUGGUAUGGUGGUUGCCAGGGCAACGGCAACAACUUUGUCUCUGCGGAUGAGUGCAGGAGAACAUGUGAAGGUUCUGCCAGGGGCUCUGCUCCAGCACCCAGAAGAAGUUACAGAGGAAGACCAUACCGUGUUCGUGUCUGAGGAGCAAAAAAAGAAGAGCAGUCGAUGAGCAGUUGCAAAGGAAUCAAAAACACAAAUGCAUCCACAUGUACAAAAACAACAAUGCAUAUCAUCAGAAAAGACAUACAAUAAGUUUACUUACAUAUCAGCAAUUCUGUGCAUGUGCUUUAAAGCAAAAGUGCUAAACACAAAAUGCCAUUAUAUUUGUAAAAUUCUGAUGAAAAAUAAAGACUCUCAAAGGCUUCCCAACAAUCA